AUGUCGUCACCCGCUGUCCAGCUCUCAUUCACCCUUCGUACCUCUCCGAACGUCCGCACCGUCCACUUGCUCGGUUCAUGGGACAACUACAAGGCUCAACUCCCCUUGUCCGAGGUGAAGGAUCCCGCCGCCAAGCCCGGUUCCUGGAAAGGCAACUUUCGCUUCUCAGGUUCGAAUGCCUUGAAGCUCGGCUCCCGCUACUGGUACUACUACAUCGUCGAUGGCUAUCACGUCUCCCACGAUCCCGCCAAGGAGUUCGUGACCGAAAAGACCACUGGCCGCAAGCUCAACAUCAUCGACGUUCCGGGCGGCGACAAAGACAGCAAGCCCUCGCGACCUACCGUCAAGACUGACGUGGCCACCUCCCGCCACAGCCGAGAAGUUCCCCAGGGCCGUGCCCUUUCCCCUGGCAAGAUCCAACACCCCAAGCCAAGCAAGCCCUACGCCUCCCGUCAACUCCGUGAAGCCGACUACGAGGCAUCCCCUGUGGAUGACCUCGAAGAACGUUUCGCUGGCUAUCGCAUCUCUGAGUCAUCUGCCUCGCCAUCUGAGCUAUCCGACAGCAGCGCCUCCUCUGGCACCGCCUUCUCCCGCUCCUCGCCCUCAAGCAUGUCUUCCGUGAGCGACCACAGCUGCCGCUGCGAACGCUACGGCGUCACCCGCUCAGGCCAACGCGUCAAGCUCGACUGUGGCGGCAAGCGAUGUGGAGGUUGGAGCUCCAGCUCCUCGGAGUGCGAUUCGCAUGACAGUUCGGAAGAGUCGAGUGAAGAUGAGAGGGAACAGCGUGCACGCGCUCGCAGGGAGGCGGAGAGGAAAGCUGCUGCGGCUCCCAAGUCGAAGAGCAGCGGCCACCACGAGGAGAAGAGGAGGACUGUCGUUGUGGAAAAGAGACGGAGAUAG
This is a messenger RNA of Cladophialophora yegresii CBS 114405, 900 nucleotides long. RefSeq lists its product as uncharacterized. The transcript has a single exon. NCBI's taxonomy places the organism in Eukaryota, Fungi, Ascomycota, Eurotiomycetes, Chaetothyriales, Herpotrichiellaceae. The record is from RefSeq and is a predicted model, not a curated record. The coding region runs from base 1 to 900 and encodes 299 amino acids.